Molecule: messenger RNA, 6607 nt
Organism: Hypanus sabinus (Atlantic stingray)
Lineage: Eukaryota; Metazoa; Chordata; Chondrichthyes; Myliobatiformes; Dasyatidae
Product: ankycorbin-like
Exons: 19
Coding region: 16-3351 (1111 amino acids)
Molecular function (GO): actin binding
Source: RefSeq, a predicted model, not a curated record
GCGCGCUCCCUGCGGAUGACGCGAACACGCGCGGGGGGUGGGGGCAAUGGCACGCGCCGCCGUUGCCUUUCCCACCGCGAGGCACUCAGGGCAGUGUUAGGGAGGGAGGGAAAGUACGCGCAUGUAACUCGGUUCCUUGCAACUUUACACGGACGCCUUCGGCUCCCGCACUGGGAUGGGACUUAUUUGAGAUCUGGUACUCUGCCGUGUCAUUGGACGAAAAUGAAAAGCUUAAAAGCCAAGUUCAGAAAAACUGAUGUACAUGAGUGGAACAAAAAUGAUGAGCGACUACUGCAAGCUGUGGAGCAUGGCGAUGCCGAGAAAGUGGCAGCUCUCUUGGGCAAAAAAGGGACCAGUCCCGUCAAGCUGGAUGGCGAGGGGAAAUCUGCUUUUCACUUGGCUGCCACCAAGGGACAGGUGGACUGUUUGGGAGCAAUGCUCACUCAUGGCAUUGAUCUAAAUGUACUGGAUGGUUCAGGCUCGAAUGUGUUGCACCUUGCGUCAAAGUUCAGUCAUCAAGAGUGUGUGAGAAAGAUCUUGCAGUACAAAUGUCCAGUGGAAUGUACUGACAGUAAUGGGAAAACAGCAUUGCACCAUGCAGCUACAAGUGGUUCUAUUUUUAUUGUUCAACUACUGUGUGAACACAAGUGCCCUGUUAACACUAAAGACGCUGAAGGCUUUACACCACUGAUCCAGGCUGCACAAGGCAACCAUGCUGAUGUGUGUCUUUAUCUGAUAGACCAAGGAGCAGAUGUGGAUGCACGAGACAAGAAUGGCAGGACUGCUUUAAUGCUGGCCUGUGAACAUGGUAGUGGAAAUGCUGUCGAGAUUUUAGUCAAGAAGGGUGCCAGUCUGAAGUUAGUAGAUGCAUUGGGUCAUGAUGCACUUCAUUACUGCAAGCUCGCAGGAAAUGCCGAUAUCCUAAAUCUCCUUCAGGCUGCACUUAAAAAGGUCCCCGAGGAUCCUGAUAUGAAAUCUGCACAAAUAUCCAAACAGCUGGAUCCUGGCAUUAAAUUCUAUACAGAUAGAAGUGGAACUCCCAAAAAACGAAAAGCACCGCCACCACCAACCAGUGUUACACAGGGUCUCCAGUCAAGUGAGGCGCCUUUGCCAGAAUCCCACACUUCUCAUUCAUCAAAACCUGAGCCAUCCGAAGAGGAAGCAACAUCUAUUAAGGAAGAAGAGAAAAAUGAUGAAAUGAGAAAACUUAAAGCAGAAAAGGCAAAUCUGUUGGAGGUGAUACACAACCUAAAUCAACAACUGCGGGACAAAAACUUGCAAGAGGCACAGCAGAAUGACCUCACAAGAAAAGUGUGUCGGAAUAGUGAAGAAAUGCCAGUGGAAUCAAAAGGUAGUGAAAAUGAAGGAACAUUAAAAUCUAGUGUUGAAGGACAUGACCAGAUAAUGGCAUUGCAGUCACAAAUUGCUUCUCCAGCAGUGCAAAAUAAAGAGCUGUGGGACACACUACAGGUAAAGGAAAAAGGGGCAAGCAUAAAGUUAGAGGAUGAACAAUUGAGACCAAAUGUAGCAGUACCACUUGACCUAAAUCUUAAUUCAGCUGAUGCAUACAGUACACUUGAAGCUAAUUACAUCCAAUUAAAGGAAAUGUAUAAAAAAGCUGAAGCUGAAAUUACUAAUCUAAAAGCUGAGAUCUUUUCAAACAAGUCUAAUACCACAGUAAGAACUGAUGCUUUAAGUAACAGUCAUUCCAAUACAAAGGUAAAGGAAUUGGAUGAACCAGAGCCACAGCAUGCUUUGGCAAUGGAGUUAUUGGCUGAAUUAUCAGAGGAAAGGAUGCAGACAUUAGGAGAAAUUAAUGAGAAUGGUUAUUCCCUUGAGCAGAAGCUCCAAGAAACACAAAGUAAAUAUGAAGAGGCACUGAAGGAAUUGUCAAGUCUGCGGGCACAGGUGCAACGAGACUUGCACCUCACGGAAGAGCAUAUAUCUUUAUCAAAUUUGGAAAAGUUGACACAGUCCUAUGAAGAUGAGUUAGAGGAAAUGAAGCAGCAGCUGAAACGGGCUUUGGAAGAUGAAGAAAGAGCAAAUAAUAGUGUAAGAGAAAUCCAAGAGCUCUUGGAGAUAAAAGAUAAACUGCUGUCCAAUUGCAUCUCUCAGGGAGAGUGUAAGGAGAUGAAACUAUCUCAUGCCCAACUUAUCGAGAACAUCAAUCAGGAGAAAGCUUUGCUAAUUGAGAAGUAUAAAGAAUCACAAGAGGAAAUUAAAAAGUUACAAGAAAGGCUGAACCGUCAGUCAAACUCACAAGAGAAGGAAAAUGAUUUUCAAGAAACGCUGACCACAUUAAACAAAAGAACAGAUGAACUAAAAAAUCAGCUAGCUUCAGUGACGCAACAAUAUAAUUUAGCAGAAAGUGAAUUGAAAGAGCUGAAAAGUAAAAAGGCCGAUGUAGCAUUUGAACAUGUUAAUUCAAACUAUAUCCAUAAAGAGCAACACGAACAACUAAUUGAAGUUCUUAAUGACUCCAUCGAUGAACUGAAAGACAAGCUGUCUGAACUGGAGAUGAAGCUUAAGGGAUCUGAGCAGGACAAUGCCAAAAUGCAGAGGGACCUUGAACUUCACAAACAGACUUCCAUACCUCUCUCUGAGCAUACAGAAAUAACAAUGUCUCUUGAAAAUACCAUCAAGAACUUUGAUGGCAAAUUGCGGCAGAUGGAGCACAAGCUGGAACAGAAGGAAAUACAACUGAAUGUAUUAGAAGGAAAUUUGGCUACAGAGAAGGCUGCAGCUCAAGAGGCAAUGGUUCCAAAAUCAGAAUGCGAGAAGAUGAGAGCUUCAUUUGAAGCUGAAUCAAAACGGUUGGCUGCUAAAGUAAGUGAUUUAUUGAAGGAGCAAGAAAAACUCUCUGCUGAAGUAGCACAGGCUAGGAAGGAGAAUCUGCUUGUGAAAAAUGAGCGAGACACAGCUCAAGCUCAGCUUUUGAGCAAAGAGCAAGAAAUCAAGAGGCUUCGCAUCAGGGGCCAUGAUAUGCAGCAAGCUAUGGAAGAAUUGCAAAAGCAGGUGAAAGAUUCCUUGAAACUAGAAGAAGAUAAAGACAGGAAGAACACUGAACUCUCGAAGGAAGUUAGCAAAUUGAAGGAGGCACUGAACAGUCUCUCUCAACUUUCCUAUACUGCAAACACUGUCAAGAGGCAAAACCAACAACUAGAGGUUCUUCAGCAGCAAGUAAAACAUUUACAGCACCAGCUAUCUGAAGCGAAUCAACGACACCAUGAAGUAGUAUCUGUCUAUCGUAUGCAUCUUCUGUAUGCUGUACAGGGUCAAAUGGAUGAAGAUGUUCAGAAAGCUCUGAAACAGAUUUUGACCAUGUGCAAAGCUCCAACACAAAUGAAGUAAAAUGUAUAACAUCACCUAAGUAUGCUAAUUGCUGAAUAUUCUUUAGUCACUGCUGUUAAACAAUGAUUGUGGGAUAAUGGUUGAUUAAAGUUGCAAAGAAAAAUAAUUUUCAGAUGCUUUCUUUGUUCAACCUACUAGCUGUGUCUUCCUUGUCAUCGUGUUUCAUGGUAUGUAGCCUGUACGUUUGUUCAAAUCUGCCCAUGGUGAAUUUCUGUGGGAACAUAAUAGUUUAUAGAACUUCAUUAUGCUAUGUCUGUUAAUACUCAUUUAGUGUAAGUAUGGCAAAAUCAUGAUAUUGUUGGUUAUGGUAAUAACCAGAAACAACUAAGAUCAGAUAUGUACUAGUAAAAAUAGAUGAUAAAUUAUAGCAUGUGCUGUUUUGAGAUGCAGACACAGAAUACAGUGAUGAAGCUUAAAGCCAUCUUGUCAUCCCAAACAGUGCAUGUAACCCUUGGGGAGCUGUGCCAAAUAAGAGAAAAACAGGGAAAUUAGCUGAAAGAUUUGGGUUGGAGUUGUAGAUAGAAGUUAGUGUCAAGAUUAGAUAAAGAUGGGUUACAUGAAAAUCAGUUGUAAAAUUCUGCACGGUUUUUUUUUUGACUAAUGUUGCUCCAGGGAUCACAGCAACAUUGUUUUUCCCUUUUUUUAUCUUUGUCAGCCUAGUUAGUGAAGUCUUGCUAUUAUUCUUCUUUUGAAGCAUUCCAGUUUAAAUCUGCUUCCCCUCUUCCCCACCCCCCUCCACCCCUAAUGGUGCAUUCAUUGCUCAGUCAACUCCACGGCCCAUCCUGUUAUCUCAACAUGAUGCAGAAGUUGAAAAGCAAUUUCUUUUGCUCCAUCGUAAGUUUUUUUUUGUAAAACCUUAUUUAUUUGGUUUAAAUUAAUUAUUUCCUUGUACUUAUCCAACGAAACUAUUUUAUGCAUUUUGAGAAAUAGUUACUGAUAAUCACUUGUCACUAGUUAGUAGCUUAAUGCAUUGGUUCAUUUCUAGAAAAUCGAAUGGCAGACCUUUUGAAGGUUUGAAACAGUACCUGGGAAGUCAAGCCAUUAUUCAAUUAUAUGAAUACAAUAUGCUACAUAAAGGCUAUACAGUGUACAGUAAAUUUUGGUAGAUCUAUACAAAACUGCAAUUGCAACUUAUUAAUUGUACCAUUUGUAUAGUUAAGUGAUAGAUUUGUAAAUUAAAUGAUUAUUGACAAGUUUUUUUUUACUUAUUCUGUAAUCCUGUGUGACCUUCUCUAAAUCAGGAACAGAUAACAAAUUAGUUGCUAAAAUAAAAUAGUUUCAGUAUUUACAGCACAGUGCUGCAUGUAAUAUUUGAUCUGAUAGCAUAUUUAAUACUAAUCUAAACAAUGAACAGAUUUGCAUGUCACAUUCGUGUGUCUAUGUAAUAUCUGACCAUUCACAUCAUGACACUGAGAAAAUAAAUCAUAGUUGUUAAACUCAAUAUUACAUUAAAAGAGUUACAUUAAAAAUAAUGCACAAAUACAUUUUACUAAGUAACUGGAUUAGAUAGUCAACUUGUUUUUUUUAUUAAAUUAGAUAUUCCAGCAUGGUCAGCAUUAUAAUCCACAUUUCAGUUCAGAUUGUAGAUUAUUUGAUUAAAAUUGGCAACAUUGGAAGAUCAGUCUUGGAAGAAGAAUUAUUUUAAAUACAAUUAAAAUCAUUUGGGGGGGGGCGGGGGAGUGCAUAAAAUAGUCGUCAUGGAGUACUGAACUGAACUUGGUGUACUGAGCUUGGUGAAAAGCUAAAUACAAACUAACUUGAAUAAUCAUACAUAACAACAUCUUGCAAUUGGAGUUGUGUGAACUAACCUAGUGUUGAUAGUGAGAUUAUACUGUUUUUCUAAGCAAACAAAGCAUGGAAUAAUUAAUAGUCGGCAUUUAUAUUGUGCAUUGUCCCACUGGAAUUGUUUGCACAUGUAAUUUUGAGCUUUUUGUGAACUACUUGCUUAUAUUUGUUUUUAAAAAUGUUUUAACCUACUCUUCUAAAAUAUGCAAAGAAAUUUACAGUUUUAAAACAAAUGUGCUAGACAAGGGUAUUUUUAAUUCACAUUCAAUAUUUUCUUUAAAAUUGCUUUAUUGCCUGUUUAUAUUAAACCACCACUAAACAUUGACUGUUCAAGUUCAAUUUUAUUUUCAUUCUACCUUAUACAUGUAUACUACUAAAUGAAGCAAUGUUCCUUCAGACCAAGGUGCAAACCUCAAUACGUAUAACUCACACAUACAACACUUAAAGUAAUAUUACCACAAUUAAAUUAACAAAUAAAAAUAUAGAUUCCAGAAGACCUACAUUUAGCAUAAGGUGCAUUUAAAAUGUGAACAAUGUAACACUGCCUGCACAGUACAAAUUAACAUAAAAUAGGGAUUUCUUGCCAGGGUACUUCAGAUUUCCCUAUAAUGAGUAUAGGACAAAUUUUAUUUGAUUGUCUUGAAAUUCAGUGUGUAAUAGAUUAAUAUGAAUAUUCAAGGCAACAUAGCAGUUAAUUAAGUCUAAUGCAGAAUUGUACACGACAUUGUAAAACUAAAGGAAAUGCAAGCUGCAAGAAUGACAGGAGGACAAGAUAUAGGUUUAGAUUUCUGCCCUUAAUGAAAUAAUGCUUACUCUCCAGUUGGUCUGCCAAGUACUGAUUUGACAUCCAACAGUAGAAGAGGGAGUCUCCCCUCUACCCAGUUAUAAAAGUGCCUUCAGUGACUCUCUGAAAGAUAACUUGGGCGAUGUUCCAUGUCCGCAGCCCUCCUGUUGCCCAUGGACCAUCCAAACCAAAUGGAACAGUGAAAAAGCAACUUGCCUACACCUUUAUUUUUUUUUUCUUAAUUUUGUGUAUUGUCUAUUCAAUACUUUAAGAUCACUGAUCUUAAACACAAGGUGCUGGAAGUCCAGAGCAGCAGACACAAAAUGCUGGAGCAACUCAGCAGGUCAGGCAGCAUCUAUGGAGGGGAAUAAAGGGUCAACAUUUUUCAGACAAGAUCCUUCAUCAGAACUGGAAACAAAGGGGGUAUAAGCCAGAGUAGGAAGGUUUAGGGAGGGGAAGAAAUACAAACUGGCAGGUGAUAGGUGAAGCUGAGUGAGGGAGAAGGUGGAUAAAGUGAGAAGCUAGUAAGUGAUGGGUAGAAUAGGUAAAGGUCCAAAGAAGUAGUAAUCUUGACAGAAGAGGAGUGUGAAUAAUGGGAGAAAGAGGAUGAAGAGGGAGAUGGUAAGCAGAAGAGAAGGGCUAGGAGGGGAACCAGAAUGGGAAAUGGAAAAUGAGAGGAGGAGGGGG